CGGUUUCUGCGAAUUGUGUAAAUAUUGCUCUCGAGUAUUUCACCUUUUUUCAUCCCUUUUUCGUGCCUUUAUGCAGUAAAAUUGUCCUUUUUUGCUCAAAAACGUCCCUGAAAUUCGCCCAAGAAUUCCUUCACAAAAUGUCAUCAGCAGGAGUUCACCAACACACAGAAAUAAAUCCUAAUCCCGGCACAAAAAAUGAGGACAACAAAAAUCCGAUUUACGAGUCCAUCGAAGACGAUGUUGAGCAUCUCGAACAAAUGAUCACGUUGCGUGACUCGAAUUUUCAUUCGGUGACGAGAGAAGUUUGGCGCGACGUCGUUUCCCCGUCGUCGAGUAUUUCGUCGAUCAACACAAGUGACUCGGAUGACGAGGAUUUUUCGGGAUACAUCAGCAUCGGCGGGAGUUUUAGUUUCACGCGGGAGCGACGAAAUGCGAAUAACAACAAUUUUUGUGAUAAAUCGUCGGCAAUGAGUGAUGCCGACACGGAAGACACGCUGAAUGAGAGUCGAAUCUCGUUGCAGGAGAUCAACAUGCAAAUUGGCGUGGCGGAGGAAUUAGUGCUGACACCGAAUUCGCGACAAAAGCACAACAACAAGCAUCUUUUUACGAAUUUGGAGACAAUUCACGAGGGAAAGUUUCUGCAUACGCCGCCCAAAAAUGCAGCAGAUCGAUCGUCGCCGCGAACAAACAAACGAAAAUCGUCGAGUUUGCUGUUUGAACGCCUGGAGCGCGACUGAUUUCGCUGCUUCUCGUAACACAUUCCAAGGCUCUUCCAAAGAGAUUUCUUCUUUUUUUGUUAAUUAUUGAACGACUUAAGUUAUUAUUGGUCACUACGUGCCCGGAUGAUGAACGAAAAAAUGCCAUAAUUUUUUUUUUAAGUAUUAUAAGGAUUUAUUCUGAACCUACCGAGAAUACAGAAAAAUGUAACUGAUAUUAAUUAUUUGGUAAGUGCAACAAACGGAAAUUGUUUCAAAAUAAUUAUUUAUGUCGACAGAGAGGGAAAUUGAA
This is a messenger RNA of Culicoides brevitarsis, 1008 nucleotides long. RefSeq lists its product as uncharacterized. The coding region runs from base 138 to 737 and encodes 199 amino acids. NCBI's taxonomy places the organism in Eukaryota, Metazoa, Arthropoda, Insecta, Diptera, Ceratopogonidae. The transcript has 2 exons. The record is from RefSeq and is a predicted model, not a curated record.